This is a messenger RNA of Marchantia polymorpha subsp. ruderalis, 2135 nucleotides long. The record is from the annotation of a GenBank genome assembly. NCBI's taxonomy places the organism in Eukaryota, Viridiplantae, Streptophyta, Marchantiopsida, Marchantiales, Marchantiaceae.
UCUUGCGCCGCAAGGCAAAGUCAAGUUUCGUCUCGGGCUCUGGGGUCUGGACGGGUUAAAGUGCAGCUCUCAGUCUCUGCGGCCUUUCUUCUCGGCGUUUGUGGAAUAGCAGAAUUGGAGUGAGGCGAGGCAGAGAAGCGACAUGGCUCUUCUUGCGCACGGCAUCGCUGGUGCUGCGGGUGCGCACGUCGGUGUCCAGAACGGAGCUGCUUCCAGAUUUUCCAGCUUGAGUACAUCGCAAUUUGCGCAGAGUUUUUUGCCUCUUCGACCUCCGUCUCGUUCGUACGAAAAGUAUGGUGCGGACCUCGGCACUCCCGGCGUCAGGAUUCAGAGAGGAGCACAAUGCUCUGCCAUGGUGCAGACGAAGAUUCCCGACACUGCCCCUCAGCGAGCCCCUUCAGCAGUUCGUCGGCACACUAUAUCUGUGUUUGUGGGAGAUGAAAGCGGUAUGAUCAAUCGAAUUGCCGGGGUCAUCGCUAGGAGAGGGUACAAUAUCGAUUCUUUGGCUGUCGGUUUGAACAAAGACAAGGCUUUGUUUACCAUCGUUGUGAACGGAACCGAGCUCGUUUUGCAACAAGUCAUGCAGCAACUCUACAAACUUGUGAACGUGCGACAGGUCGCAGACUUAACAAAAGCAAAGAGGGUGGAGCGAGAAUUGAUGCUUUUGAAGAUCCAUGUACCUGCACAAAAUCGCGUAGAGGUUCAGGGAUUGGUACAAAUUUUCAGAGGUCGUGUGGUAGACGUUGCCGAAGACUCAUUGACAAUUGAAGUAACUGGUGAUCCAGGAAAAUUGGUGGCAUUUCAGUCGACAAUGAACAAGUAUGGAAUCAAAGAGCUAGCAAGAACUGGAAAGAUAGCUUUGAGGAGGGAAUUGCCCGCAAAAACAGCUGUCAUAGGUUCAAGAGCACCUGAGGACUCAGAUAUCGAGGAUUCGGACAUCCAAGCGGUAAAUGGAACGGUUGAUUUUGUAGAGCAUCGCACAAGUCCGGCACCUGGUGGUUCCGAGGAGGGAGAUGUCUAUGCCGUGGAACAGGACAAUGAUGGAGUCUGGUAUCACCAGGUCCUUGAUGCUCAUUGGGGGAUUGUAGACGCCGAAGAUGAUUCAACUGGCUACAAGUCUCAUACUAUAUCUAUGUUGGUGAAUGAUUCUCCUGGUGUACUCAACCGGGUCACCGGUGUUUUUGCCAGGCGUGGUUACAACAUUCAGAGUCUGGCCGUAGGUCAUUCUGAGAAAGCAGGUGUAUCACGCAUGACUAUGGUUGUUCCAGGAACUGAUGACUCAGUGAAAAAACUCUUGAGUCAGAUCCUGAAGCUAAUUGAUGUCAUCGAGGUGGAAGAUAUUACAAACUUGCCAUUUGCCGAAAGGGAGCUUAUGCUUAUCAAAGUCAAUGCAAGAACUGACAAUAGGAGAGAGGUUAUGGACAUCGCCAGCAUCUUUCGGGCUAAGAUUGUAGAUGUCUCGAAUCACACCAUCACACUUGAGGUCACUGGAAUAUUGGAGAAGAUGGCUGCAUUGCAAAGGUUAUUGGAACCCUAUGGUAUCCUAGAGGUUGCAAGAACCGGCCGUGUCGCUCUGGUCAGGGAUUCAGGUAUCGCCUGAUGUGUACCAGUUGUUGAGUGGUAAAAAAAAACAUGGUUGGAUAUCGUCGUCCUGACGCCAGGAACCUGGCUCAUCAUGAAUGUAAACGGUUCUGAAUGUACAUGGAAAAGAAAAUGCAGAGGUAAUGUCAAAGACAUUGGAUUUUGAGGGUACACUGGUUGAAAUGGAGACGGACCUUGUUGUACAACUGAAUUUACAGUCUGGUCAUGUUUCUUUACACCUCUCUUGCUUGAUAAGAAGGGCGUAUGUGUAGGUAUUAAAGCUCUCAAAGGGUUAAUAUUGUAAUAUUGAGACCUUACCCUAAUUAGUUACAAAUAUGAUGCACUUUCGUGCAUAUGGAAGAUUGUCAUAAUGUUCUUAACCAUACAACUUGGAGAGGACGUAUGGGAGGAUCAUUGACAUCAGAGACACGUGGCAUGUUUCCUCAUUAACCAACAGAGAUACAUAGGCAGUCGUAAUAGUACUGAUGCAAGUCAAUAAAGUGUGUUCUUUUCUCAAUCCAACUGUAUCUCACCUUUCGAUAGGCCCUCCUUUA